This is a messenger RNA of Echinops telfairi (small Madagascar hedgehog), 2900 nucleotides long. It is a transcript of the gene LDAH, whose product is annotated as lipid droplet associated hydrolase. The transcript has 7 exons. The record is from RefSeq and is a predicted model, not a curated record. Gene Ontology annotation, molecular function: lipase activity. Bases 41 to 1018 code for a protein of 325 amino acids. Gene Ontology annotation, cellular component: lipid droplet. Gene Ontology annotation, biological process: lipid storage. NCBI's taxonomy places the organism in Eukaryota, Metazoa, Chordata, Mammalia, Afrosoricida, Tenrecidae.
CUGGUUGGGGAAGAGGCGGCUGCAGUCUAAGCUGACAGACAUGGACUCUGAAAUCAAGGAAGAAGUCCCUGUGCAGGAGAAAGUCGUCCUUAGCGGUGGGGUUGAAACCCUCCUUCUACAAUGUGGGCCAUGGACUGACCUCUUUAGUGAUCAGGGUGCCUCCAGGCCAAAGGUGCUAAUUUUAAUUAUUCCUGGUAACCCCAGUUUUAUUUCCUUUUACUUGACAUUUGCAAAGGCUUUGUUCUCUUUGAUAAACGGACGUUUUCCAGUUUGGACUGUCAGUCAUGCCGGGCAUUCCUACAUCCCCAAAGACAAAAAGAUACUUGGAGCCUCAGAUGAUUCCAGUGCUCAAAAAAUCAAGGACAUCUAUGGACUCUGCGGUCAAACAGAACACAAACUGGCUUUCCUAAGAACUCACGUGCCAAAGGAAAUGAAACUUGUGCUCAUUGGCCAUUCAGUCGGCUGUUAUAUUUCCCUUCAGAUGCUGAGACGUGCUCCUGAGCUUCCAGUUAUCCGAUCACUGAUGCUCUUUCCAACAAUCGAGCGAAUGGCAGAGACACCCAAGGGCAAGUUUGUCACCCCGCUACUGUGCUGGCUUCAAUAUGUCCUCCGUGUGCUAUGCUACAUACUUUUCAAACCAAUACCUGAGUUCAUCAAGUCCUUCCUAGUCAGAUUUAUGCUUAAAGUGAACAAUCUUCCAAAGGAGUGUUUUUCCUUAAGUCUAUUGGAGCCAUUCUGCCUUGCAAAUGCUGUCUACCUUGGGGCCCAAGAAAUGGAGCAAAUAGUCAAGAGAGACGAUGAAAUCAUAAAGAAGCAUUUAUCUAAGCUCACGUUUUACUAUGGCACUAUAGAUCACUGGUGUCCGAUCGAGUUCUACAAUGACUUGAAGAAGGAUUUCCCGGAAGGAGACAUCCGGCUGUGUGAGAAGAAAAUGCGGCAUGACUUCAUCCUGAGGUGGAGUCAGGAGAUGGCGGAAUUGGUGGCUGACUGGCUGAAGGCGGACCUCUCCAAAAUAUAAGCCCCAAUCGGGGGUACAGGCAUCUGCAGCCAGUCCAGAGAAGCGGUGGGCUUGCUGCCCUUGGUAAAUGACACACGUCAUCUGUUGUUUGGUUUUAGAGAAGAAAACGAGAACUUCUUGGCUCAGCCAUAAAACCCUGACCCCCCACCACCACCCACCUUGUCGGUCUAAGUAAACACAAUAGAAGAAUCAUUCCAUAGACUUUAGACAUUUUCUACGACGCAGGGAAUUCACCAAUCGUAUCUAAACAGGGACUCUUAUGUGUGCAGGAGAUGCCAACCUACUGCAAAUUGUGGUUUAUUGGGGUAGAAUGCGUGCAGACAUAAUGAAACCUGAGUCCAGCUGAUUCUGGAGGAAGAAUUAUGAAAUACCUCCUGGAAAGUGUACACAAGACCAGUGAGUCUGAAUACACAGAUGUUGAAGGGGACAAGAUCCUAAGAAAGGAGCCCUUGAGUUUCAGUAGCAGGAAAUGUGAGCACUGGGUCUCACUUUUGGACCAGAGUCUCCUUUAGGGAUGGAAACUGAAGAUCAGCCCAGAUGUACUUUGCACAGGUCUUGACGGUGCCGGAGGCCUUGCAGCACCCCACAGACCACUGACGCUUUUUUCUGGCCACCAGUGGCAGGCCCAGCAUCGAGGGGGGCACUGCUUGUCUCCAGAUGUGCAGCGCUUCUGAGGAGUGGCACACCUCCGUCCGACACACAGUACAAUUCGCCACACGGCAAGCUGGCCACCUAACCAACCGUAACUUUGCCUCUGGCCCCAAGACAGGCCAUAAGCUCUGUGCUGACCCUCUCUCUGCCUGCCAGGUCCUGUGCUCCCUGCAGGCCCCACUCCUCCCAAACCAGGGUGGAAGCAUGGGCUGUCCCAAGCCUGUAAUGUGGCAGCUGCACCAACAACGUGCUCCCACUAUAAUCCUUUCAGUUAAAAGCCAUUGAGCACUAGCAUUAGCCAGGUUCUGGGCUAGGCACUGAGGAUAGAGUUUUUAGCUACUUUGUUGUCUCUGAAAAGCUUGUGUGAAAAGGCAUCUUUCAAAGGCUAAGUAGAGUCAUCAUAAAUCAAUUCUGCAUUUCUGCAUUAAUUUAUUAGGUGGAAAUAAAUUAAUGAACCGAAACAAGCCAUUACAUUAUGUGAAUCACCCCCACCGUGUUUCCCCCGCCCCCCUUCUCCGUCAAGUCACCUUGAAGUCUGGUGGGAGAGAAACGUGUUCUCUGGCCUACUACACGGGCUAACAAAGUUGCUAAAGCUGCUGCCUUCCCCAAACUGGCUCAGUUCAGGGAAUUCCAGAGCCACAGGCUAAAGCUCGGUCUGACUGCAGUGACAGAUGGCUGUCAAUCAGAAGCAUUCUGCAUUCUCCUAGAGGAGGUCUUCGUGAUGUUGUUUUUCCUUAAGGACAGUGGGAUGGUGGACUUUCUCUCAAGACCUACAACUUCCUGAUCAAAGAGUCCACUCGGAUAACUACCGUGGUGAUGAGCAGUGAUGUCGGUGUGCUGGCUUCUCCUCCAAGCCAAUGACUGCUGGGGGAGGAGCCACGAUCCCAGGUGGAGUGCACAGGGCCCAUAGGAGGCAGGGGGCGCAGCCGCCACAGGCGCAGGGCUGCAUACAACCACCUUGGUGGCGUCUGCCUACAGAAGAGCUGACCUAGGAGCUAGACCCUCACGGAGAUGAAGGGUGUUAAACUAAUACAUACCAGGUAAAUCACCCCUACUGGAAUAAAUAGUACCAGUCUCAGCAUUUUUUUUGCCAUUUUAGGGUAACAAUUCUCCAUAUUACAAAAGUCCAGGUAUAGGUUUUGUUUUGAGCUUAAAGAUUCCGUUCUUCUCUUUCUUAUCAUCCAAACACCAAAUUGAUGGAAUAAAUGUCGUACUGGCACGUCUGUCCUUG